Molecule: messenger RNA, 209 nt
Organism: Strongylus vulgaris
Lineage: Eukaryota; Metazoa; Nematoda; Chromadorea; Rhabditida; Strongylidae
Source: the annotation of a GenBank genome assembly
AUGUGUCUCUAUUGGCUCGACUUUAAGUUGUUGACAUGUGAGAGGCUCGAGGUAAAAUCGAUCGAAGGAAAAUUUAGGUAUAUCCAUAAAGUGAGCCGCCAUGGUGUUCAAGUCUUGAAAGAGACCUUUAUGGUUGGAUCUUAUGCACCUAAACAAGAACUUCAGAGCUACACUACCCCAGUCGAAGAAGCCCCAUCAGGUGCGUGACC